Messenger RNA from Akanthomyces muscarius, 1260 nucleotides. RefSeq lists its product as uncharacterized. The record is from RefSeq and is a predicted model, not a curated record. Gene Ontology annotation, molecular function: FAD binding. NCBI's taxonomy places the organism in Eukaryota, Fungi, Ascomycota, Sordariomycetes, Hypocreales, Cordycipitaceae. The transcript is spliced from 3 exons. Gene Ontology annotation, biological process: secondary metabolite biosynthetic process. The coding region runs from base 1 to 1260 and encodes 419 amino acids.
AUGUCCGAACAAAAACUCCGUAUUGCCAUCGUUGGCGGUGGCUUGGGCGGCACUUGCAUGGCACAUGCGCUCAUCAACAAGCCCCAUCUCAACGUUCACGUCUACGAGGCCGCCCCCGAAUUUUCUGAGCGCGGCGCCGCUGUAGGCCUCCCAGAUCAUGCCAUUGAUGCCCUGGAAGCCAUCAUUCCCUCAGCUCGACAGAGUGUCUUGGACAAGGCGGGCGCAGUGCCUUCAAACUCGUCGCGCAUCAUGCUGGCUUCCGGACCACAUGCUGGUGAAAAGGUCUUUGACAUUCCGACGAGCGAGAAGAAUGUUAUUGUUCACCGCGCCGCCCUCCUCUCUGCCCUGGUCGCAACGCUACCCAAAGAGGCUCUGCAUGUCAACAAGAGGCUCGAAUCGGUCAAAACCGAAGGGGACAAGCUUCAUGUCACAUUCACCGACGGAAUCACCGAGACUUUUGACGCCGUCAUUGGCGCCGAUGGCAUCUUCGGAUCAGUGCGCAAGCACGUUCUCCAGGACGGUGCUUCAGCCCACGCCGCAACGCCUGCCGGAUUCUGGGACUGCAGAUACCUAGUCCCGUUCAAAAAGGCCAAGGAGAAGCUCGGGGAUGAGUACUUUACAGAGCAUCGACAGUAUGGCUGGUGUGGAGAUGGGGCCUUCAUCAUGCACGACGUCCUAGAUAAUGGCGAGACAGUGCAGUGCGUCAUUUCCGCAGUCGAAAACGAGCAACGGAAAGAGCGUAACCAGCCCCUGACUCGUGAUGUCCUUGAAAAGACUCUACACACAUGGCUAGAUGGCCCUAUUGCAAAAAACAUGAUGGAGCUCGUUCUCGAAUGUCCUGAUCUGAAAUUGUACUCUCAGUGGGAACACAAAUCUACGCCGAUAUACUCCAAGGGUAACGUUUGCCUCAUGGGUGAUGCGGCUCAUGCAAGCACUCCUUGGCAGGGCAGCGGGGCGGCGAUGGCAAUUGAGGAUUCUGCAGUACUCGGCGCACUACUGGGCAAUGCUAAGUCAUCAGCGGAAAUUGCUCUCGCCUUCAAGGUGUACGACCAAUUGCGACGACCUCGUUGCCAGAGAAUCAUCGACUCUAGCAAAGCCACGGGAAAACUCAUGUGCGGUCAGGGCCCGGCAGCUUCUGCCGAUGCUGACACCAUGCGUAGCCUCAUGGGCGAGCGCUGGGAUUUUAUCAAGGACUUUUCCAUUUCUUCAGAGAUGGAAAAGUCCGUGGCGCAACUGGACGAGCUAAGUAAUCAUAAAUAA